Nymphaea colorata (pocket water lily) is the source of this 550-nucleotide messenger RNA. RefSeq names its product protein RADIALIS-like 4. The transcript has 2 exons. The record is from RefSeq and is a predicted model, not a curated record. NCBI's taxonomy places the organism in Eukaryota, Viridiplantae, Streptophyta, Magnoliopsida, Nymphaeales, Nymphaeaceae. Gene Ontology annotation, molecular function: DNA-binding transcription factor activity. The coding region runs from base 44 to 364 and encodes 106 amino acids.
AAUUCCCCUGUGUAUCUGCAUCUUCCAGUUUUCACACGGAGCAAUGGCUUCCCGUUCCUUGAGCUCAUCCUCAUGGACAUCAAAGCAGAACAAGUCCUUCGAGCGGGCGCUGGCCGUAUUCGACAAGGACACCCCAGAUCGCUGGAAGAAUGUGGCAGCCAUGGUUGGAGGCAAGACAGCAGAGGAAGUGAAGUGCCACUAUGACCUGUUGAUGAAUGACGUGAAGUCCAUUGAGUCAGGGCAGUGGCCACCACUGAGCUACAAAGCUGCUUCCUCUGCUGUCAACAACAGCAGCAAGGCAAAGGGCUCCUUCUUAACAGAUGAUGAUCACAGGCUUAUGAUGAAUCUGAAACUUCAACGUUAAUGAGAAGUUGACAGAAGCGGUAUACAAGAUCAAAGAGCGUGGCUUUCUGGUCGUAUAUAUAGUUGUGUAGUCUCAAAGAACAUGUAACUAGAAAACGUAUUCUCUUCCACAGGGAUAUUGGGUCUGUGAUUUGAUGUUCAAUGUAGUAAAGUUUACUGCAAAUGUGGACAAAAGGUAUAGAACAGG